UUUCUCUCCUUUGUUUCUUUCUUCUCUUUCCUUUCUUUCAAAGCAGGAACCUUGAUGUGUUAAAGCUGGAGAGGCCAGCCCCUCAAGGGAAGCGGCCGAAGGACAGGCGAGUGGUGAUUAGUCCGUCCUGCGGACGGGCCUGGCACGAAGUUCCCGUGGCCGUGGGAGCCGCCACUGAACAGAGGAGGGACCCUCGACACUCGCGGAGCCCUGAGGAGCAACCCGCAGACCCACCCUGCGUACAGAAAGGCGCUAGUCUGUGAGCCCCGGUCAUCAUGGUCCACUUGAGGGCCUCCGAAGUCCGCCAGCUGCUCCACAACAAAUUCGUGGUGGUCCUGGGGGACUCGGUUCAGAGGGCCGUGUACAAAGACCUGGUGCUCCUGCUGCAGAAGGACUGCCUGCUCACCACCAGCCAGCUCAAGGCCAAAGGGGAGGAGAGCUUCGAGCAGGACGAGCUGGUGUCGGGGGGCCAGCAGCUGCCCCUGCACAACGGCACCCACUACCGCGAGGUGCGCCAGUUCUGCUCGGAGCACCACCUGGUGCGCUUCUACUUCCUCACGCGCGUCUACUCCGACUACCUGCGGGAGGUCCUGGAGCAGCUGCAGGCGGGCGAGCACGCCCCGGACCUGGUCAUCGUGAACUCCUGCCUCUGGGACCUCUCCAGGUACGGGCCGUCCUCGCUGGCCAGCUACCUGCAGAACCUGGAGCGGCUGUUCGCGCACCUGGACCAGGCGCUGCCCGCGUCCUGCCUGGUGGUGUGGAACACCGCCAUGCCCGUGGCCGAGCACAUCACCGCCGGCGUCCUCCCGCCCAAGCACCAGGCCUGGUCCGCGUCCCUGCGCGCGCGGGUGCUGGAGGCCAACUUCUACAGCGCCUCGGCGGCAGGCCGGCGCCGCUUCGACGUGCUGGACCUGCACUUCCACUUCCGCCACGCGCACCAGAGCCGGCAGCUGGACGGGGUGCACUGGAACCAGCGCGCGCACCGCCGCCUCACGCAGCUGCUGCUGGCGCAUGUGGCCGACGCCUGGGGCGUGGACCUGCCGCGCCGCGACCCCGUGGGCCGGUGGGUCCCGGCGGCGCCGGCCGGGGCUGCCCAGGGCGCGGAGAGGCGGCCCCCGGCCGGCCCGCGCUCGCGUGCCUCGGCGCUGCCCCAGCCCUCGGCCCCGCCCGCGCGCAGGCCCCUGCUUCCGCUCCCACCUUCUCCCCCGCGCCCGCCCUGGCCGCCCCUGGAGCCCUGCCACCCUCCACCCCGCCCACCCGCGGCGCCCCCCUUGCUGGUUAUCCCCCAGGAGGCCUGUUCAGCUGUAGACUGCCCUUUCCCGCCCGGCCAGCUCUCCCCUGGCCCUUUCCACUCCGACGCCCCCUUACCUACACAGUCAGGACUCCCCUGGGAAGGCGACUUUAUAUUUGACCCCCGGCCUCCCCUGGCCCCCUUCCCCCCACCCUGUUACCGGCCUGUGGUUCAUAGGGGCUACCCCCGCUUCCAUCCCCGGGGCCCCUACGCAGAGUGGAGGCAGCGACCCAGGCCUUUCAAGAGGAAGUCCCAGGCUCACCCAGGGCCAAGACCUCAGUAAAUUGACUGAGAUUAUUUUUCUCCUCGUGGACAUCACUGGACACAUCGCUGAUCUUUCGUACUCAAAGCCGUGCAUUCCCAGUGAAUGUGGAAACGAUUUCUGACCCGUUCACGUGGGCUGUGGCCGCUUUUCUCCACUCUGGGGUAACCAAACAUCACCGGCUCACCCUCCCUAUGUGUCAUUUUGUACACAUACACAUAUAUAUUUUUUUAAAUUUUUUAAUAGUUUAUUUUUAAUUAGUGAAUCAACGUGAGGGUACAGUUACAGAUUUAUACAUUUUUGUGCUCAUGUUUCCCCCAAAGUUCAAUAACCCAUCCCUUCACCAGUGCCCAUUCUCCACCACCAGUAAACCCAA
This is a messenger RNA of Sorex araneus (European shrew), 1929 nucleotides long. RefSeq names its product PC-esterase domain containing 1B (gene PCED1B). Gene Ontology annotation, molecular function: hydrolase activity, acting on ester bonds. The coding region runs from base 276 to 1574 and encodes 432 amino acids. The record is from RefSeq and is a predicted model, not a curated record. The transcript has 2 exons. NCBI's taxonomy places the organism in Eukaryota, Metazoa, Chordata, Mammalia, Eulipotyphla, Soricidae.